Messenger RNA from Paramecium sonneborni, 1348 nucleotides. Lineage: Eukaryota; Ciliophora; Oligohymenophorea; Peniculida; Parameciidae. The record is from the annotation of a GenBank genome assembly.
AUGGGAAAUUUGGCUUUAUGUCAAGGUGAUAGAACUGCGUCAAUGUUAUAAGCAGAAUAAUCAAUACGAUAAAGAAAAGUUACUCAAGUAACUGAGGCAGUUUAACUUGAUUUAGAAAAAGAUCGUAAAUAAUCAAUGAUUCCUACUUCUUAUAAUAAUUAAUAAUUAUUGACAUCAUGUCUUGAUGAUUGGUUAGAGAAUUUACAUGAAUCUGUAUUGAUAAGUCAAAUGAAUUUAAAUUGUGAUGCUUCGACUAAAUUUUUAUCUGAGAUUGAUGAAGAAGAAGAGGUUGAUUAAACUAAAUAAUCAUUUAUUAACUCUCAAGAAAUAUUAGAAUAUAAAUAGAACUAUCCUUACUGUAAUACAAAUUUAGAUAUGGUAAUAAUAAAUUUCUACAUCAUAAAGAAAAAUGAAUUCAAGUAAACAUAACUCAUAAUAAAGGCUUAAAUUAAUUUAGGGGCCUCCUAAAUAAAGAAUAAGAUGGUCUUGUUGGUAAUUGAUGGCCUAUACACCAAAAUUUCUCAUUUGUUCAGAUGGAUUAUCUUUUAUAGAAGAAGAUUAAAAAUAUGCGAAAGCUAUUAGAAUAGAUAUUCAUAGAACUAUAACAACUAAUAAUAUUAAAUAUUUUGAAACAGGAGAAGGUUAAUAAGAUCUAGAAAAAGUCUUAUUAAAAUUAUCAAAAUUAUUUCCAAAGUUAGGGUAUUGUUAAGGAAUGAACUUUGUAGUUGGAUUCACCUUAAUUAUUAACAACAAAUCUGUUGAUUAAAGUCUAUAAUUUUUGGCUUAAAUGAUGGUAAAUCCUAAAUUUAUGCUUUACUACAUUUAUACAGAUAAAAUGCCAUUGGUAAAACUAUUAGAAUUUAUAUGUAUAAAUGAAAUCAAAUUAAAAUUUCCUGAUUUAUACAAUCACAUAUUCAAUAAGUUAGAAGUUGAUAAUGCUAUCUGGAUUACCAAAUUAAUUAUGACACUCUUUCUAUAUAAUUUUCAUAUAAAUAAUGUAUGUAGAUUUUGGGAUUUUUUAUUGGCUACUAGUAUUUUUGAUAUUUCAGCCAUUAUUUGCUCUUUGAUUGAUAUUAAUAGAAAUCAAAUAUUAAAAAUGGAUGAUUUACAUUAAUUUGUCUAGUGGUUUGAUACUUUCCAACAAUUAGAAUUAGAUUAAUUUCAAAUUGAUUAGCUAAUAAAAAAUUGUAGUUAAUUCAAAUUAAAUAAAAAAAAGAUAAAUUAAUAUGCUCUUCAUUUUUGUAUGUUGCAUCCUAUCAAGCAUCCUUUAUAAUAAUAAAUUGCAGAAAAUUAUGAAAACUUAAAUAAAAUGAAAGAAUUCCUUAAAAGGGAUAUUUUUAGUUGUUGA